Messenger RNA from Monascus purpureus, 429 nucleotides. The record is from the annotation of a GenBank genome assembly. Lineage: Eukaryota; Fungi; Ascomycota; Eurotiomycetes; Eurotiales; Aspergillaceae.
AUGCAGGCCGUACCUGAAUCGCGACAACAGACCUUUGAGGAGAUAUAUGGUCCUCCUGAGAAUUUUCUGGAGAUCGAAGUCAGGAAUCCUCAAACUCAUGGUACAUCGCGGAACAUGUACACUUCCUACGAGAUCGUCUGUCGCACGAACAUCCCCGCAUUUAAACUGAAGCAGUCUGUUGUGCGCCGACGCUACUCCGACUUCGAGUACUUUCGAGACAUCUUGGAGCGUGAAAGCACACGAGUUACAAUCCCACCACUUCCGGGAAAGGUAUUCACAAACCGGUUUAGUGAUGAUGUGAUUGAACAUCGACGAGAGGGUCUGCAAAGGUUCUUGCAGAUCGUGGCCGGUCAUCCCCUGCUGCAGACUGGAAGUAAGGUGCUGGCAAGCUUCAUCCAGGACCCAAAUUGGGAUCGUAACGCCUGGUGA